GCUUUGGUCUAAUGCUUGUGUUUAGCUUUCAGGUGCUGCUGUCUAAUGUAAAGUCUACUGAGAGCCUUAUUGUCAAGAGACUAUCAGAUAUGAGUGGACAUGCACUAUGAGGUUCACAUCCGAUAAAAGUCCAUCAAAAAGAGAGAAGAUGAAAGGCAGGACGAAAUUGAAGGAGAAAAAGAAAGCAAAUUUCUUCUGAAAGACCAAAGGCAAAAGGUGUCAUGAAUACGACAUAAAUGCUGGCAAAAUAGAAUUUAUCUUUCAACUUUCUUGACCAGCUUUGAAAGCAACGACUCUUUUAAUUAUACAUUGCCAAUUGUAUGAUCCACCUUUAAUAAUUCUAUCUCUUCCCACUUUUGAUGAUCCCUCAUUUUUUCACCAUUCAUUUUCUUUAGUAGCUAUUAGAAGAUAGAUAUGAAAACGGAGAUGGAAGAAGAAAAUCAAGUGGAUCGAGAAGAACAACAGUAUCAUCAUUGGCAAGUGAAAUCCCCAGAAAUUGUGGAGAUUCCAGACGAAAGCAAGAGCAUCCUGAGCAGCAGAAAUGGACAAACAAAUGAUGUUUAUGUUGCUGUUGGCAAAGAUGACUUGCAUGUGGUUCAAUGGGUGCUUGAUAAUGCUGUUUCCCCAGGAACUAGACUCUUUCUUGUGCAUGUCUUCCCUCCUAUUACCUAUAUCAAUACACCAGUUGGAAGGCUUUCAAGAAGCCAAUUGAGCCAAGAUCAGUUAAGAGUCUAUCUGAAUGAAGACCAAAACAGGAGGAAGUAUCUUUUGGAGAAGUACAUUCGCAUGUGUAAUGAUGCCAAAGUUCCGGUGGACACAAUGCUCUUGGAGAGCAAUGCAACUGCAAAAGCAAUCCUAGGCCUAAUUCCAGUCGUCAACAUUACCAAUCUAGUCAUGGGGACUAAAAGGUCUCCUUUUACAAGGCAGCUGAUGAAAGGGCAAGGAAAAGGAGAAUAUGUUCAAAAGAAUGCACCAGAAUGCUGUGAGGUAACCAUUGUUUACAAUGGCAGAAGAAUCAUAAAUGGCCAGCUGCAUCCACCAGAGAGUAUUCCUUCCAAUCUGGUGUCAGGUGAUCAAAGGCCAGAAACAACUCAUAACUCUGAAAGGAACUUCUUCGACUGUAUUUGCUUUUCAGGAAAGUUCGACUGAAAGUUGAUCUCUAUGGAGUUGUUUUCUUGCAGGGUAUCAAGAAAAUUAAGCCUUGAUUAUAGCAAUGCUACGCUUUUAGACCGAGACUCUAUAGAGGAUGUGGAAUUGCGAUUUGUAGAUAGAAAUUAUCUUGUUCCCUCAAAUGAUAAAUUGAUAUGGUGAAAAUGUUGAAGGUGUUCUCUUUUCACUA
Coffea arabica (coffee) is the source of this 1339-nucleotide messenger RNA. Its product is annotated as U-box domain-containing protein 52. NCBI's taxonomy places the organism in Eukaryota, Viridiplantae, Streptophyta, Magnoliopsida, Gentianales, Rubiaceae. The record is from RefSeq and is a predicted model, not a curated record.